Leptopilina boulardi is the source of this 1223-nucleotide messenger RNA. Its product is annotated as endothelin-converting enzyme 1-like. Gene Ontology annotation, cellular component: plasma membrane. The record is from RefSeq and is a predicted model, not a curated record. NCBI's taxonomy places the organism in Eukaryota, Metazoa, Arthropoda, Insecta, Hymenoptera, Figitidae. Gene Ontology annotation, biological process: protein processing. Gene Ontology annotation, molecular function: metalloendopeptidase activity. Bases 151 to 1077 code for a protein of 308 amino acids. The transcript has 8 exons.
AUAAAACUUAAAAACAAUGGCGAAAAUCUUCUCCCAUCUUUUGCCAGCUUUUGAUAGCUUUUUCCCAUAGUUCGUUUUUCACGCGGGAAUAUUUCGGAAGUUUGUGAAACUAAGGAAUGCCACUCAUUAGCGGAAUCAAUUAAAAAGGGAAUGAAUGAUAGCGUAAAUCCUUGCGAUGACUUUUAUUCCUACGUAUGUGGUUCAUGGCAAUCUAAUUAUCCGGUUCCUAAAGGCGAAGAAUUCUGGAAUUUAAUUAGAAUAAAUGAAGAAGAAAGAAAAUUUAUUAUAAAAGAAAUUAUAGAAAAGCAACUAAGUCCUGAGGAUAUUGAACCAUUAGUUAACGAGAAAAAAUUGUACAAAUCUUGUAUGGAUGAAGACAGAAUUGAGAAAAAAGGAUUGGAACCGUUAAAGAAAAUUAUAGACAAGAUUGGUGGUUGGCCAAUGGUUAUGAAUACAACUGAAUGGGAAAAAAAAGAAAUCACUUGGCAAGAUGUUGUUUAUUAUUAUGUCGAUAUUGUAGGAGGAUAUGGUUUGUUUACUAUACGUACUGUACAUAAUCCAAAAAAUUCCACACUUAAAAUGAUUGCGAUUAGUCAAGAAAAUAUGUUUCUGCCUGACAUCAGUUUUUUGAAUGAUAUGGAAAGUAGUCAUUAUUAUAAUCAAUAUAGUUCAUACAGACAUGGAAAAAACGAUAUUAAUGAUAAUAUAACAAAAUUUCAAAAUUUUCUAAACAAAGCAAUUUCUAAAUAUUCAGAAUCCGAAGGAAUGAGGGACGAAAAAGAAAUCGAAAUUGACAGUAGGAAUUUGUUUGAGUUUAUUAAAUCCUUGAAGAAGAUUAAAUUAACUCUAAAGGAAACAAGAGAAUCUGGAUAUGAAAUAGUGCGAAUUAGCUAUUUUCAGAAUUUUUAUAACCAUAACAAUACUAAUGAAAGCACGAUAUCAAAGAUUAAUUGGCUCGAAAUGAUUAAAGCCCUUUACAAUAAUACUGAUGUUGUUAUUAAUGAAUCAGAAGAAAUAAUUGUAUAUGACAAACCUUACUUUUAUAAAUUAAGUCAACUACUAGAAAAAACACCUUAAAGAACAAUUGUCAAUUUCAUUCAUUGGAUCUUUAUACUGGAGACCAUUUCAUUUUUAGAUAAAGAAAUAGUACAAUUCAUUGUUGACAUGAAGAAAACUGCUGAUGUAGGAAUCAUCAAAUUGAAAUUUUCAAAUUGUUAGGUGGG